UUACAGAUACAAAGAGUUACUACAGCAAUCAUGUGCAAGCUGGUCAUCCUUCUCGUGGCGGCCGUGGUCAUCACCGUCACUCACGCUCACCCACAUCCCGACCCUCCGUGUCCGUCGAUGCACGUGCUGAGAGAGUGUACAUGCACCAGCCCUUACAACGGCUACCCUAACAUCGUCUGCGAUGGUCACGAUAUGUCCAGCAGCGAAGCGUUCAGCGUCAUGGCGGCGUUGCCUCGUGGCAUUACAUAUUCUCACAUCGAGCUGCAUGGGUUCUAUGACAUGGAGGAGGUGCCCGAGCACGUCUUUAACGGCCUGCACUUUGAACACGGCUCGCUAAAGAUUGAUGACAGUCACCACCACGGGGUGGCGCCAGUGCUGCAUGAACACUCCUUUGAAGAGAUGUAUCAUCUGGAAGAACUCACGCUUUCCUACUUGAAGCUGACUGCUUUACCAAUGAGCAUCGGGUUCACCAUCAUCGACCAAAUCGUAAGGUUUAGCCUGAAGGGCAACGACAUCACCUGGCCUCACAUGGACGACGACACCUGCUAUCCACACAACGCCAUCGUCGAAUUUAACAUGGCCGAAAACAACCUUGAGUACAUCGACCAAAGGGCGCUGUGCGGCAUGACUAACCUGAAGGUUCUGGAUCUGAGCUCUGCUGCCGUCUUUUACCUACAACCGGGCACCUUCGCCUACGCCGAAAACCUGGAAACUCUGGAGCUAGCCGGCAAUGGUCUGGUGUCGCUGCAGCAGGGCGUGUUCGCUGGUCUUCAUCACGUUGAACAUCUGGACUUCACUGGCAACCGUUUGACGUGGAUUGUUCCGGGAGCCUUUGAUGAUACCGAAGGCAUCCGUACGGUCGAUAUGCCCAACCAACACCUCUACUACAUCGCAGAGGAUGCAUUCAGGGGACUGACAGACAUUGAGGAGAUCGACCUGUCUGGCAACCAUCUUACGACCCUCGCCAGGAAUGUGUUUGACGACAACCUGUUUGAUCAUCAUCAUCAUCACUACCAUCACCACAAUCACCACGACGACCACGUACAUAUAGAUCUCACGGGUAGGUGGCGCUGUAGCUGAUGCGUCG
Priapulus caudatus is the source of this 1087-nucleotide messenger RNA. Its product is annotated as leucine-rich repeat-containing protein let-4-like. Gene Ontology annotation, cellular component: plasma membrane. NCBI's taxonomy places the organism in Eukaryota, Metazoa, Priapulida, Priapulimorpha, Priapulimorphida, Priapulidae. The coding region runs from base 31 to 1080 and encodes 349 amino acids. The transcript has 4 exons. Gene Ontology annotation, molecular function: protein binding. The record is from RefSeq and is a predicted model, not a curated record.